This is a messenger RNA of Strongylus vulgaris, 237 nucleotides long. Lineage: Eukaryota; Metazoa; Nematoda; Chromadorea; Rhabditida; Strongylidae. The record is from the annotation of a GenBank genome assembly.
AUGUGGAACCGUAGUUCCAUUCUGAUUUUAGUAGUGCUAUUAGCAAAUCCGGUACUACCGAAACGAGCUUCUGUUGGUGGCGGUGGAUUUCAACCUAGAGGAUCUAGCGGUGCUAGAGGUGCAAUAGCGUCAGGACGUAUCAACACUGGUGGCUCCUCCAGUUCAAGGAGUUCAGGACGGAUUGGUGGAAUUUCAAGUUCGGGAAAGAGUGGUUUGUACCUGCUCUAUGGGACUUGA